AUGAGGGGUGAGAUCAAGCAAGCAGUGGAGCCAGAAAAUCUUGCCCAAGAAACCAUCAUCGAUAACCUCGCCCCCCAAGAGGCCCAACGACUAUCUCGUGUCCGCAACAUUGGAAUAGCUGCCCACAUCGACAGCGGAAAGACCACGGUCACAGAGCGCGUUCUAUACUACACUGGCCGGAUCAAGUCCAUACACGAGGUCCGAGGCAAAGAUGCGGUGGGGGCGAAGAUGGACUCAAUGGACCUGGAACGAGAAAAAGGCAUUACCAUUCAGUCCGCCGCUACCUAUUGCGAUUGGAUCAAGCGCGAGAGUGGCAAGGAGGAGAAAUACCACGUUAAUUUGAUUGACACACCCGGCCACAUCGAUUUUACGAUAGAAGUGGAGCGGGCUUUAAGAGUCCUGGAUGGAGCAUGCAUGAUACUUUGUGCGGUCUCUGGCGUCCAGUCACAAACGAUCACAGUGGACAGGCAGAUGAAGAGGUACAAUGUGCCUAGGAUAUCAUUCGUUAACAAGAUGGACCGAGCGGGCGCCAAUCCAUUCAAAGCAGUCGAUCAGAUAACUCAUAAGCUCAGGUUGCUCGCAGCAGCUGUGCAGGUGCCCAUUGGAGUCGAAGACGGAUUCAAGGGUGUAGUCGACCUGAUCAGGAUGAAGGCUAUCUACAGCGAAGGACUCAAAGGGGAGACUGUACGAGAGUCGGAUGAGAUUCCUUCGGAGGUGCGGCCGCUUGCGGAUGAGAAAAGGGCAAAGCUCAUAGAGACUCUGGCCGACGUUGACGAUGAGAUCGCAGAGAUCUUCCUGGAUGAGCGGACACCGUCAGCUGAGCAGAUCAAAGCUGCCAUCAGACGUGCGACCAUAUCUUUGAAGUUCACGCCGGUCUUCAUGGGCUCAGCGCUGGCUGAUAAGUCUGUGCAGCCAAUGCUUGAUGGUGUCUGCGACUACCUACCCAAUCCCUCCGAAGUUGAGAAUCUAGCCUUGGACCAACGGCGACAGGAGGCACCGGUCAAGCUCAUCUCCUACAAUUCUCUACCUUUUGUCGGCCUGGCCUUCAAGCUCGAAGAGAGCAACUUCGGCCAGCUAACUUACAUUCGCGUUUACCAAGGCUCACUCCGCAAGGGUCUCAAUGUAUUCAACGCUCGUACCAAUAAGAAGGUCAAAGUGCCGAGGAUAGUACGCAUGCACUCCAACGAGAUGGAAGAUGUACAAGAGAUUGGCGCCGGAGAGAUCUGCGCCGUCUUUGGCAUCGAUUGCGCGUCUGGCGACACUUUCACCGACGGUCAGCUUGGGUACUCCAUGACAUCCAUGUUCGUCCCCGAGCCUGUUAUUUCCCUCUCAAUCAAGCCAAAAGACAACAAAGACCUUCCGAACUUCUCGAAAGCAAUGGCCCGUUUCCAGCGUGAAGACCCUACCUUCCGCGUCCACGUCGACAUUGAAAGCCAAGAAACCAUCAUCUCCGGCAUGGGUGAAUUACAUCUAGACAUCUACGUGGAGCGGAUGCGCCGCGAAUACAGAGUCGCCUGUGAAACCGGGCAACCUCAAGUAGCAUGGCGUGAGACCUUAACACAGAGAGUAGACUUCGACCACACGCUCAAGAAACAGACCGGCGGUGCUGGGGAUUUUGCCAGAGUAGUCGGUUACUUGGAACCCAGCGGCGCUCUAGAAGAGAACAAAUUCGAAGACCAAGUCAGUGGCGGCAGUAUAUCCGAAAAGUUCCUCUUUGCAUGCGACAAAGGCUUCCAGCUCUCCUGCCAAAAAGGCCCGCUAGUCGGGCACAAAGUGCUAGGAACCCGUAUGAUCGUCAACGACGGCGCAACACAUAUGACCGAUUCCAGCGAAAUGGCCUUCAAAAACGCGACACAGCAAGCUUUCCGCAAAGCGUUCAACCAAGGCCGUCCGCAAGUGCUCGAACCGCUAAUGAAGACAACCAUCACAGCACCAAAUGAGUUCCAAGGAAACAUCGUGGGCUUGUUGAACAAACGAAAUGCGUUGAUCAGCGACACGGAAAUCGGACCUGAAGAUUUCACGCUGUAUGCUGAUUGCAGUUUGAACGGAAUGUUCGGGUUUAGCACGCAGUUGAGGGCGGCGACGCAGGGAAAGGGAGAGUUUGGGAUGGAAUUUAGUCACUACAGUCCUGCGCCUAUGCAGUUACAGAAAGAGCUAGUGGCGAAGCACGAAAAGUCUUUGGCUGAGAAGCAUAAGAAGUAA
This is a messenger RNA of Letharia lupina, 2202 nucleotides long. RefSeq lists its product as uncharacterized. NCBI's taxonomy places the organism in Eukaryota, Fungi, Ascomycota, Lecanoromycetes, Lecanorales, Parmeliaceae. Gene Ontology annotation, biological process: mitochondrial translational elongation. The coding region runs from base 1 to 2202 and encodes 733 amino acids. The transcript is spliced from 4 exons. The record is from RefSeq and is a predicted model, not a curated record. Gene Ontology annotation, molecular function: GTPase activity; translation elongation factor activity; GTP binding. Gene Ontology annotation, cellular component: mitochondrion.